Zootoca vivipara (common lizard) is the source of this 3424-nucleotide messenger RNA. RefSeq names its product adhesion molecule with Ig like domain 3 (gene AMIGO3). The record is from RefSeq and is a predicted model, not a curated record. Gene Ontology annotation, cellular component: membrane. Gene Ontology annotation, molecular function: protein binding. NCBI's taxonomy places the organism in Eukaryota, Metazoa, Chordata, Lepidosauria, Squamata, Lacertidae. Gene Ontology annotation, biological process: brain development.
ACAGGCAGCUUGUAAAUAGGAGCAGAAGAAGGUGAAAGUGUUUGCAUACAGUGCUGUCAGCUGAAAGAUGAAACAACCGGCAGGAAAGAGUGAUGCUGCUCAAUAUAACCCAGAAAGGAAGAUCUCCGGGUAAGAGCUGCUUUCUUUGGCAUUUCUAUUUGAGAUUACAGAGGUGAAGAAAUGGGCUCAUAUUGGCCCUUUUAUGAUGAACCUGUACUGGAGUUGCUUAGCCUCAAGAUAAGGAUCCACUAAUGGAAACUUUGCGAUCUAAGGACACUUGACUCGGCAAAGCAAAAAAAUAAAAUAAAAAUGGAUCCAGCUUCUCCCUGGACCAAUGUUACUGAAGGAGCAGCCUCAAAUAGAUGCAAGGUUGGGUUAUUUGGAGAGGGACACUGUAGAGGCAAAUCCUGUAAACAUGUUCAAGACUUUUGAAUCAGAGCUCAAGAGGAUCCAUAUAGACAUACCUUGCUUUUAAAAUUAUUUUAGGCAAUACCUGCACACAGACUCCUGCUGGUUUCUACAACUACCAAGAGAGGCAUGCAGAGCAGCAGUUACAUGCUGGCCUUUGAUUACAGCAUAUUGCUUAAAUGCUUGUUUAUUCUGAGUGAGACAACACAAUAUUUUCAGGAGCAUAAUUCAGAGUCUCUAGGCACCAUCUGAUUUUACCGAUUCAUUCUACUGUUGCCCAUUCACACAUCAGUGUCUUGCGACAGGAUUAUACUCAGUGUGAAUUUGACUUUGAGAACUUAGUUCCAUGCUCGUGACUAACCAGGGUGAGCUCCACUGUUACAUGAUGAAUGUACUGACCUUGGCUUUAUUUAUUUGGAAACUGCUUGGAAAGCUGUUAGUUUUCUUUGUCCUGUGCAUUCAAGUCAGCACCUUAAACAAUUGUACUCUCAGAAGAUGUCCCGAAGUUUGCAUUUGUACUGCUGAUCUCAUGAGUUGUGCCAAGAAGGAUCUUGAACAGGUCCCCAGCACCCUGCUUCCCACAGCCACUACCUUGGACCUCAGCUACAAUAACAUUACUCAGCUUAAUGACCACUGGCUGGCUGCCUUACCACGUCUCCAGACCCUCAGGAUCAGCCACAACAAGAUCCACAGUAUCACCCGGCAAGUGUUCCACAAUGCCACUUACAUUUUACACCUGGACAUGUCUUCCAACUACCUGAGCACUGUGGAGAAGUACUACUUUGAUGGCCUUGUGAAGUUGGAGGAGCUCUUGCUAUACAACAACAAGAUUGUACAAGUCGAUCAAAAUGCUUUUGUCAAGUUAAUCAGAUUGCAAAAAGUCUACCUGAGUUGGAACAGGCUAAGAAAAUUUCCAUUUGAGUCCAUUCAAAGACUUGAACACCCGUACCUGAGGACCCUGGAUCUGUCUGCUAACAACCUAAGCAGCAUUCCUGUUCAAGUAAUAGCAACUUUGCCCGGGUACAUAAAAAAUGGCUUGUACCUUCACAACAACCCUGUGAUAUGUGACUGUUCUCUUCAUCUGAUGCUCCAGGAAUGGAAGCACCGUGGUUUCAGUUCUGCGGAGGAUUUUGUAGAGGAGCACACCUGCAAAGCUUUCCCCAACGUGCCACGUUCCUUAGUCAACACCUUCAAUUACAACAAGUAUAUUGGAGAUUGCUCCUGGAACCAAUUUGACAUUCCCCAAAUCCUCUGCCAAGUGGGAGAAUCCUUGGUAAUAGACUGCAACACGAGCCUCCAUAAUGACAAUGCCACAAACUACAGAUGGAUCUCUCCUAGACAUGAAUUAUUCAUGUACCCUGAGCACAGUAAUCAGGCGCAUCAACCUUUCAGAAAUGGAAGCCUAUUGAUCAGAAGGGGUACCCUUUCCCAUUCCGGUGUUUAUGUGUGCAUAGCCAUCAACGAGUUCCAACAGAUCAACCAGACAUUUGAAGUCAACAUCACAUUUCAAUACCCCAAACCACCAGAGUCUUUCAAUACCGGCCUUUCAACCCUCUUAGGGUGUGUUGUUACCCUGGUACUUGUCCUCAUGUACUUGUACCUCACACCAUGUCGCUGCUCCAAGUGCUUCAAGAAGCCUGCAAGCCCCCCUCCAGACUGCAGCGCCCAAUCGUCCAUCCUUAGUACCACCCCGCCAGCCACAGAUGGGCCAAAUCGCAAGAUCAGCGCAAACAAGCACGUUGUUUUCCUAGAGCCCAUCAAGGAAGCCCAGAAUGGCAAGGUCAGGUUGGCUGUCAGCGAGGACUUUCCAGAAGCUAAAAGCCCCAGACUCUUACAGCUCAAGCUGGACAGUGAAUCAAUCAGCUCAGUCUUUUCAGAUCCUCUCAUCAUGUCCUAUGAGGAACGAGAACAGACACCGGCAGAUGGAUAGGAAGCAAUCCACAGGAAGGAUGCAGCCAAGGUGGGGGUGGGGAAGGAAGUGGGUCAAACCCCAUACCCAUUGUGGGAGGGAGGGGAAAGACAAUAUAUAUUUACAAAGCAUCUCCUCACUGAAAGGCACAGAGGAAUUCUCUUCAUCUCCCUUGGAUGGACUACUGUGGUUUAUUCUUAAUUUCCUUCAUCUCCCCUAGAAGAUGAUGGAGGCUUUUCUUCUAACCAUUCUACUCGGACCAUCCCAGAAUCCAUUUAUUAUGCACAACAGAAGCAACCAUCUGUUGACAAAAAAGAACUGAAUGCUCUUUACACAUCCCAGAUGACUACAGCCUGCUCAGUAGUAGAGACAGUAACUUGUAGCAGAGAGUACCAUUUCCCUUUAGAAAACUGCUGUGGAAUACAAGAUUGUGUAAUGGCUUUGACUUUCAGAGAAUAAACAUUUGCUAUAUAAGCAAGCCUGUUUUUAUUUCUGGAGAAGAAAGAGUGCCCUUGCUGGACCAAAGAGGGGCCAUUUCUUACUUUUUAAUUGCUUUAGUCAGCUACUGCUUCUAAUAUUAAUUUGGAAUGUAGGUUCCCGAGCCCACACUUUUCAACUUACUGCUAGGCUUCUUGGAACAAGUCCUAGCAUAGCUAAAAACUGAAGCAAUGCUCCCUUUACAGAGGUCACAAGCCCUGCUCCAGAUGACCACCUCGCCCUUUUGGAUAUGUGCAGUCAGCCACGUAAGUGUCAGAAACUGUAAGAAUCAGUCUUCUGCUUGUAUCAGCUUAACAAAACUGCUUGGUAUUACUAGACACACUGCCUGCCCCUUAAAAGCACCUUGUUCUGGGUUUGCUUUUAAUGAGGAACCUUUUCCCCAGGUUGAAUUCUUCAUAUCUACAAUAAAAUUCUAAUAGCUCUGGCAUCCUGUGCUUUUGGAUCACUGUCACAGCAAAAAUCAGUGCCAGAAAAUUAUCCUUUAGUUAGACUUGAGAAGGGCAAAUAAUUUAUUUUGCUGUCAUCACAGCAGAGGGGAGUUUGAUCCCAGACAGGGCUAAAAGGGAUGCUAUUCUAGACACAGUGCUGAUGUUGUGUUUUGUUUUUUAA